AUGCCUAAGUCAAACUAUACUGUGACUGAAUUCCUCUUUGAAGGUUUUUCCAGCUUUGGCUGGCAGCACAGGCUUAUCUUUUUUGCUGUCUUUCUAACUUUAUACCUACUGACUCUCUCUGGCAAUGUGAUUAUCGACAUUAUUCACCUGGAUCGUCACCUGCACACUCCCAUGUACUUCUUUCUGAGCAUGCUCUCUGUCUCGGAGACCUGCUACACUGUGGCCAUCAUUCCCCGGAUGCUUUCUGGACUCCUGAGUCCUCAUCAGACUAUUGAUAUCCAAAGCUGUGCGUCUCAGCUCUUCUUUCUCACCUUUGGCAUCAACAACUGCUUCCUGCUCACAGCCAUGGGUUAUGAUCGCUAUGUAGCCAUCUGCAAUCCCCUGCGUUAUUCAGUUAUCAUGGGUAAGAGGACCUGUACCCAACUGUUAUGUGGUUCACUGGGAAUCGGUCUGGGCAUGGCCAUUGUCCAGGUAACAUCUGUGUUUGGUCUGCCCUUCUGUGAUGCCUUUGUUAUCUCCCAUUUCUUCUGUGAUAUAAGACCCUUGCUGAAGCUAGCCUGCACAGAUACCACUGUGAAUGAGAUUAUCAACUUUAUUGUCAGUGUGUGUGUCCUUGUCCUACCUAUGGGCCUGGUCUUCAUUUCCUAUGUCCUCAUUAUCUCCACUAUUCUUAAGAUCACUUCAGCUGAGGGUCGGAAGAAGGCCUUUGCCACCUGUGCCUCUCACCUCACAGUGGUCAUCAUUCACUAUGGCUGUGCUUCAAUCAUCUACCUCAAGCCUAAGUCCCAGAGUUCCCUGGGGCAGGACAGACUCAUCUCUGUGACCUACACUGUCAUCACUCCCCUGCUGAACCCUCUUGUAUACAGCCUGAGGAACAAGGAGGUCAAAGAUGCUCUCCGUAGGGCUAUGGGGAAAAAGUCACACUCCACAUAA
This is a messenger RNA of Lepus europaeus (European hare), 933 nucleotides long. Its product is annotated as olfactory receptor 10J3-like. Gene Ontology annotation, biological process: G protein-coupled receptor signaling pathway. NCBI's taxonomy places the organism in Eukaryota, Metazoa, Chordata, Mammalia, Lagomorpha, Leporidae. Gene Ontology annotation, molecular function: G protein-coupled receptor activity; olfactory receptor activity. Gene Ontology annotation, cellular component: membrane. The record is from RefSeq and is a predicted model, not a curated record.